Molecule: messenger RNA, 1967 nt
Organism: Amphibalanus amphitrite
Lineage: Eukaryota; Metazoa; Arthropoda; Thecostraca; Balanomorpha; Balanidae
Product: cell wall protein DAN4-like
Exons: 3
Coding region: 293-1066 (257 amino acids)
Source: RefSeq, a predicted model, not a curated record
GGGGCCGUCACGCAGCAUCGAUCGGCGCGGGCCGGUCGUCACAGCGUUACACAGUCGAGUUCGGAGUUCGGACCGAGCGGCGGCGAACUACGUGACGCGGGCAGUUGGAGGAACGAGCAGCGAGUGGUAUGCUUCAAGAGUUAAGUGUGUGAAAUCGAGGAGCGGAAUCGACAAGAUUGGGCUUUCGCCGUCCUCGCUAAGGUCAGAGCGGACACAAGCGACAGUUCGGCGUGCCUCGAUCCGGUAGAGGCGGUGUGACCAGCGGGCCGACCGGCGGACGAAGGACGUCGCCAUGGCGGCCACCCGGCACUACACCAUCAUCUCCCAGGGGGAGGACGUGGAGGACCUGCUGCCGCCGGCCGGCGCGCUGCCCGCCGUGGCCACGGCCUCGCUGCGCCGCCGGGCGCUGCUGAUGGCGCUGGGCGCUGGUAUGGCGCUGACCACCGUGGUGCUGGUCGUCACACUGCCGCUGGUGCUGGUCGGGCCGGCGGCCAGCGGGUCCAGACUCGAGCCGGCAGCGGAGGCGCAGCAGGUGGUGACGCUGCCGACCACCACCACGACCACAACUACAACUACAGAGCCGCCGACAACUACCACCACUACCACCACCACCACUACUACCACUGAGCCAACAACCACCACAACCGAACCAACAACCACCACCACCACUACCACAGAGGCUCCAAUCACCACUUCUACAACAACCACGACCACUACCACCGCAGCGCCGACCACGGCUGUUCAGCCGGCCGACGAGGUCCCUCCGGCGAGUUCCUCCGGCUCGGAGGAAUGGACGUCCUCCGGGGAACAGGGAGGAGGUGCUCCUCCAGCUGCUUCGGACCAGUACGAUCCUCAUCGCACCUGGACGUCUGCAAUGACCACCGAUCCAGCGUUCGUACCGGCGUCUAUAGCCGUGAUCGUGAUGUUGGCCUUGGUGGCCUUGGCAGCAAUCACAGCCGCCAAACGACGAUCUGACAGGAACCAGCGACGGAAAAACAUCGGUCGAAUGGCCGAAGACCUCCAAUCGGGUGAUAAGGUGACUCUGAUGAGCUCAGAUGAAGACUGAAACCCAUCGGGAAAUGAAAUGAAAUCGGAAAGCGAAGGAAGACAGCCGAGACAUCACCCAGAACAAGCUGAGAAAACUCUGAACAACAGACAUCAGGAAAACCCGAUCAACGUCAUCAACACGACACAGUGCGAGUGCGACAUGUUGACAUUUCACACAGUUCUUUGAUGGAGCGAAUAGAUGUCAACCACAUUAAUGUUCAAGCGCCUGCCUCGGUCACUCAGGCAGCGGGGACCGAUCUAUGUAGUGCGUCGUAUGCCGAGCCCGGGCCUUUCGUGAGCGCCGCCUGUGGAGAGACAUACCCCAAACAGGUGUCUGCCGGAGGUCGAACGACUGUGAACACUUGUGUGGUGUGUGCCGAAGCCGAGUGGAUGCAGAUAAACUCUGCAGCUGAACGGAAACGGCAGCGAUGCGUCGUAGUGUUCGCAGCGGUGGUGCCAUCUUCCGACCCAAGGUUGGUGCUAAGGUUUGUGCUGAUAGGAUAUGGACUGAGCUCAAUGUUGGCCCAUGUCGGUGGCGUCAAGACGGGCCGAGGGUAAGGGAACAUUCUGAGUGCCGAAACCAGUCGCCAACGGUGGGCAGUUAUUGUUGGACGAUGAAAGAGAAGAGGGUCGCGUCGCGAGACGUGUCAUGUCGCACAGUGGGCAUUGGGAGAUCGGGGAGUAACUUGUAUCGAAGAACAAUCAGUUGUGUGUGCUAUGCCUCGUGCCGAGGAAAUGUGGGUGAUUCCCCUGACCAUGUAUAUAACAGACUUUAAUGUAGCAUAGUUGGACUUGAUUUGUCAUUGCUUUGUGAGUGACAGCUCCCUAUACGAUUUGCUAGUGAGAAUUGAAGUUAACGACAUCUGCUGAGUUACGCUAAUAAGAAAUGACUGUUUCAUCAAUAAACCACGCUAAAUAAU